CACAGGAAAAUGACACUAUCCCUCACCAUCAUCAGAUUCAAGAAUUGGCUGAAGUAAAAGUUGAAGGUAAAGAAGAAGCAGAAGAGAUGUGUGUGAUAGGUGGUCCGCACUCUACAGAUAAAGUUAAAGUGAGGGUGACGAUUAAAGAGGAAGGUAUUUUUCCAGAGAUCAGUACGGAUGGGCACCUCGACUGUGACCUAGAAGAUAACAUCAUAAGUCAAGAUUGUCAAGGAGAAAAACCUGUUACGCAAAAUAGCCAUCACAGUGAGGAAAGUUCAUCAGAUCUUUCUAAUGUUGAGGAAUCUUCUUCAGAUCAGGCAGAUAGUGUUCCUCCAGCUACACUUCCGGGACCUCACAUUAUGGAUACACUUCCAGGACCUUACAUUAUGGAUGGGUCACCUGAUCCUGCUAAUCUUGAGGAAACCUCUGCUGAUAGCUCACAUAGGGUCAGCCCAGUAGUCUGCCCAAUAGCUAGAUCACCAGAUGCCUCUAAACCAGAGGAAUCUCCUUCCAAUAGCUUAGAAAUGGCUUUUUCAGGACUGCACAACAUAGCUGGAUCACUGGAUCUCUCUAUCUCUGAAGACCAGCCUGUCUGUAAGUCAGAGAAGGAGGAACCUUGUCCUAGUACUGAAAAAGGUGAAUGUCACGUAAGCGCAUCAAAUAUUGAUGAAGAUCCAAAAACCGACACUGAUAUAACCUCAGUUAUUUGUUCAGACUGUGGGAAAAGCUUUAAGGAACAAGAAGAACUUGACCAACACCGGAGGACUCACACAGGGAAAAAGCCUUAUUCAUGUUCCGAUUGUGGGAAACGGUUUCCCGUGAAAUCAAAACUCAUCCAACAUCUGAGAGUCCACACUGGGGAGAAGCCCUUCCCAUGUGCAGUGUGUGGGAGAUGCUUCACCACCAAGACCAACCUUGCCACGCAUCAGUCCAUCCACACAGAAGAGAAACCGUUCCUGUGUACUAAGUGCGGGAAAUGCUUCUCAAGGAAGUCCUCCCUCCUGACCCAUCUCCGGAUUCACAACGGCGACAAAGAUUUCACAUGCGGAGAGUGUGGGAAGAGCUUUACCCUAAAAUGCUAUUUACGGAUUCACGAAAAGAUUCACACCGGCGAGAAGCCAUUUGCGUGCUCGGAGUGCGGGAAGUGCUUCCUCCAGCGGUCAGCCUUUGUCAAACAUCAGCGCCUUCACCGAGGAGACAAGCCGUUUUCCUGUCCGGAGUGCGGAAGGUGCUUCCUGGAGAAAGGACAACUCGCUAUUCAUCAGCGUAUACACACAGGGGAGCGGCCGUAUGCCUGUUCCGAAUGCUACAAAAGUUUCAUCAAAAAGUCUGAUCUUCAGAGGCACCAGAGAACGCACACGGGUGAAAAGCCUUUUUCCUGCAGCGAGUGCGGCAAAUGCUUCACGCAGAAAGCUCAUCUCGUGGCCCAUCGGAGAGUUCACACGGGCGAGAAGUCAUCUUCCUGUUCAGAGUGUGGUCGGUGUCCAAGGAAGUCUCUUUCUGGUCAGCACCAGGAAGGUCACACUCAUUGACUCUGAUGAAGAGCACUUGUUUGAGCAGAGAAUAAUAAUGUGUAAUAAAGUGUGGUUUCAACGCA
This is a messenger RNA of Rana temporaria (common frog), 1597 nucleotides long. Its product is annotated as zinc finger protein 501-like. The coding region runs from base 87 to 1532 and encodes 481 amino acids. NCBI's taxonomy places the organism in Eukaryota, Metazoa, Chordata, Amphibia, Anura, Ranidae. The transcript is spliced from 3 exons. Gene Ontology annotation, cellular component: nucleus. The record is from RefSeq and is a predicted model, not a curated record.